Molecule: messenger RNA, 2358 nt
Organism: Henningerozyma blattae CBS 6284
Lineage: Eukaryota; Fungi; Ascomycota; Saccharomycetes; Saccharomycetales; Saccharomycetaceae
Product: putative lipase
Exons: 1
Coding region: 1-2358 (785 amino acids)
Molecular function (GO): monoacylglycerol lipase activity
Source: RefSeq, a predicted model, not a curated record
AUGAAAGACAAAGCAGAUAAAGAUCUUCUAUUCUAUUAUAAAUCUUCUUUAAAAAUUGGUGAAGCUGAAAGAUACAUCAUUACUUAUAAUUUAUAUGAAGGAGAUGAGAUUCCCCUGGAUAUUACCUUGAGUUCACUGUGGAUGAAAUUAAAGAAUUUAGAGCCACUGCCCCAUAGGAUGGCGUACUUAAUGGGUCCGUUUACCUUAUAUUGUGACCUUCGAUUAGCAGAUUAUUCUCACAAUAAAAAAAUUAUAUCAUCUAUUGACAAGCCAAAAUUUAUCUCUAACCUACAACCUCAGCAGAGUAAUAUUUGUGAAUUAUCUGUGCAUACGAUUGAAAAAAAAAUAGUUUGGAUUGUCGAUAUAGUAAGUCAAAUAUUAUUUACUACCAAUAGCACAACAUGUUUUGAAAUUCUAUUAGGUGAUUCCAAAGACUCAUUAAACAAUGCCAAUUUUUCCAAACAACCGGUACUAUCAAGUUCAGCAAAUGUUUUUGUUACAAGAUUAACUUCUUUAGAUUUGUGGAAUUUACCUCAACAAUUAAGCGUUCAAUUAACCUCUAAUAACAAAAAUCAAUUGUCUAAUUCAAUAACAGUGCCUUCGAAGUCGAAAAAAAAGCAUCUGAUUGUAUUAACACACGGUUUACAUUCGAAUGUUCCUACAGAUAUGUCAUAUAUAAUGGAACAACUUUAUUCAACACAAAAGAAUUUCCCAAAUGAACAAUUGAUCGUAAAAGGCUAUUCUAAUAAUGUUUGUCAGACUGAAAAAGGAAUUAAAUUUCUUGGCACAAAUGUUGCCAAGGCAAUUAUUAACGACUGGUAUGAUGAAGAUGUUGUGAAAAUUUCAUUUAUUGGCCAUUCUCUUGGUGGGUUAGUCCAAACAUUUACAAUUGCAUAUAUUUCUGUCAUGUAUCCCUGGUUUUUUGAAAAGGUUGAGCCAAUUAAUUUUAUUACAUUAGCAUCACCGUUAUUGGGUAUAUUAACUGAUAAUCCUCAAUAUAUUAAUUUUUUUUUGUCAUAUGGUGUUAUUGGUAAAACAGGACAAGAAUUGAGUCUUGAAAAUGAUCCGAUAAUGAACUCCCCGUUAAUAUAUUUAUUAUCUGGUGAACCUGUUAAAAAGAUCUUGAAACUAUUUAAAAGGCGUACCAUUUACGCAAAUGCAAUUAAUGAUGGUAUCGUACCGUUAUACACUGCAUCUUUAUUGUUUUUAGAUUAUGAUGAUAUUUUAAGGAAUUUAAGAAAGUUGGAAAAUACUUCUGAUCUUACUAUUAAUGAUAAGAAUUGGAAUGGUAACCCUACUAUAAAUGGAAGCCCGAAUUCUGUAAAUUCUACUAUGUCACAACCGUUAUUUAAAAUAUUACGUCACCAAUCUCUAGAAUGUGGAGUAUAUUUUUCCGCACAGCAAUCAAAUCUAAGAACUACAUCAGUACCAGAAGUACCAGAUCAGCAUGAUAUAUGCGGAUCAAAUAGUGCAACAGCUUCUGGUGGUAAUGAAGAACAAACCUUGUCUCAAUCAAAUGAAUUCCCGCCUAAGACACCCAUAAAAUCUGCAUCAACUUCUAAUUUACCUUCAAAAUUAACUAAAUCCUCAAUUCCUAAGAUAUCUUUUUUCGAAUCAGCAGCCAGUGUAUUGAUGCCACCCAUCCCUGAAAAUAGUUAUAUAUCAGAUCCUAAUUCAAGGUCCAGUAUUAUAUUGCAUGAUAAAAUAUAUACCGAUGAGGAUAUUCCACCGUUAGAUGACAAUGAAUAUGGUGAUAGUGUUUACAAUGGGAGUAGCAACAUACUACUAAGAGCAUUCAAGAUCUCGUCUACUAUCAAUGGGAAUAGAAAUACAAAAGAACAAAAACUGGAAGAAAAUAUUGCUCGAAGAUGGCAUGAAGGAUUAUCAUGGCGUAAAGUAAUCGUAGCAUUGAAGCCAGACGCACAUAAUAACAUACUUGUACGAAGAAGAUUUCCAAACGCAUAUGGAUGGCCUGUGAUUGAUCAUCUCAUACAAGCCCAUUUCGAUGGGUCAUCUACAACCUUGGAACAAGAUAGCUCACAAUUGAAUGCAAUUAUCAACACUGCUCAGAACACUCCAUCCUCUAAGAAGCAUGGGAUAGAGCCUAACAAGAAAUAUGCCUGGAUCACACGCCAGGAAAAUCCCAGCAUGUUUGAUGAAGGUCCUACAGGUAUGAUCUCUACCGUAGGUGAGAUGCUUGAAUCUAUGAAAAAGAAAUCACAGAGACAAAUGUCAUCUCAGGGCAACUCUAUUCAUGCUGAAUCUCAACCAAAUGGAAUAAACGAGAUAAGCGAACUAGAUGAACUGGAUCAAAUAGAUUACCCCAACUUGGCAAACUUAUCUUUUGGUAACAUAUGA